AUGCGUCAAUACGAGCUCACUUUGCUCAACCGCCAGGUGCUUCUCGAAGCCUACGUCAGCAGGCGCAUCGGGGGUGUGGUCAUCAUUUUCAACCUCUCCUUCGUUGUGAAAGUGACAGGACGGGACGAGCUCAGUGUCAGCCACAUCUUUCAACGAGACGCCCCCGAGAAUGCCAAACCAAUGGCGACCUAA
Cryptococcus wingfieldii CBS 7118 is the source of this 192-nucleotide messenger RNA. RefSeq lists its product as hypothetical. The coding region runs from base 1 to 192 and encodes 63 amino acids. NCBI's taxonomy places the organism in Eukaryota, Fungi, Basidiomycota, Tremellomycetes, Tremellales, Cryptococcaceae. The record is from RefSeq and is a predicted model, not a curated record. The transcript is spliced from 2 exons.